AUGAUAGAUUUUAAGGAUAAAUAAAUUUAUUAUAAUUGGAAAAUUUAGCAAAAAAGUGUAAUUGUAUAAGAAAAUACAAGAAUAGUUUACGAUUAAUUUCUUUAAAUUCUUCGCGACACUACGCUAAACUAGGAAGAAUAAUCCUCGUAAAGGAAUAAUGAAACGGUUUCCACUUAUAGACCUUUAGAUGAUAUUCAAUCUACUUAUUUAUUAACGACAACAUAAAAAUUCGAAAAUCAAGAAAAUUAUCCUGUUUUAUGCUCAAACUGGAAUCAAGGAAAAUUUCAAGUAGUAAUAAAUAAAUGCACAUAGUGCGAAUCACAUUAAAUUUCCACUAGACAUGAAGAAGCUGAUUUUUGUGAAAAGUUUAAUCUUUUAGGAAUAUUAUUAAAUACCGUUUUUGAAAAUAUAGAAAUUAUAGGAAAUUAUGAAAACCCAUAAUAAUUGGAAGCAUUUGAAGUAUAUAUAAGAGGAGUUGGACCUGAAGAAAUGAGAGAUUAAUAAGGAAGAAUAUGGCUUUUUAGAAAAAAUGAAAGUAUAGCUUCUUUUCUAGCUUACUUUGAUUAAAGAAUGUUAAGGGUUUAUGAUGGUUUAAUUUUACUUAGUUAAGGAUACGGCGAUUCUACUUAAAUGUAAAAAGCUUAAGAGUUAUAUUUUUAAAGUUUUAAUGAUUUAUAUCCUAAAAAAUCUAUAAAUGCGCAUGAUUUUCCUAUUUCCGUAAUGGAAAGAUAGAAAAAGCAAAAUGAUGAUAAAAAAAAAGAUUAAGAAAUAUCGGCUGGAACUGUAAUGAUAUGCAAAAAUUGGGGAUGUGGAUAAACUUAUAUAUAUAAAAGUGAUAUUAAUUAAGCAAAUAAAAAAUGUUAGUAUCAUCCUGGAGUUUUUGAUUUAGGCUCAAGCCAUGGAUUAUGGCCAUAAAGUUGGGUAUGUUGUAGAGGAAAAUGGGAAUCUAAAGGAUGUAAAAUAGGUUAUCAUAACGGAUAAACAGAAAGAAAAAUUAUUAGAUUAUGUAUAAAUCAUGGUGAUAUUAACCCUGAAACAGGUCAUCCAGAUUCUGCUUGUGGUAAAAACUAUACAGAAUAAGAUUCUGAAUAAUGUAAAUUUCAUAGAGGUUAUUUUAAGAUAGAAAAUAGGAACAAAGAUUCUGGUUAUUGGACUUGUUGCAAUCAGUGUUCUUAAACAGCUGAAGGCUGUUAUACUUAAGAGCAUUAAUGUGCUGUUUGGCCUGAUGUAAAAGCGAAAAUAUAUUUUGUAGAGAAACCUUUAAAAAAUCCAGGUAUAGUUAGAAAUACAGAAAUUGAAAGAUUUGAUAAAACUGCUUUAAAAUCUAGUAUAUAUAGACUUUAUGAAUAAUAUACUGUUAAAAAUAAAUAAAUUAAUAUAUAUAAAAAAUUACAUAUUUAUUUAUAUAUAUAUAAAUAUAAUAUAAUAUAAAAUUAAAAGCCUUAUGUAACUGAAAAAACAUAAUUAGAAGAAGAAAGAAAAGCACAUGAGAAUGAAAUAAGAAUAUGUAUGAAUUGGGGUUGCGAAGAAAAAAAUAUGAGAUUUAAAGAAAUUGAUAAAAAUACAGACAUGAAAAUUAAAUAAAAAACUUGCAAUUACCAUCCUGGAUAUUUUGAUUUUGGAAGUGUAAAAAGAUUAGGAGAAAGCUUGUAAUCUAUAGCUACAUUAAUAUAGAAUUAAGAUAAUAAAACUAUACAUGCAAAUGCAAUUAGACCAAGAUGGACUUGUUGUAGAAGAGAAUGGAAAGCAAAAGGUUGUAAAUUAACAUAUCAUAAUGGACCAAUAGAAUCAACAAUUUCUUUAUAAAAAUUAGAAAGAUGGCCAAAUGUAAAUGCUAUGAGAUUUUUCAAGAAAAACGAUUAUUUACAUUUUAAGAAAAAAAUAGGCGAAUAAAUAAAAACAUAAGAUUAAAUAAAUCAUUUUUGGUAUUCUUUUUCAGUAGGAAAAGAAACUAUACCUGAAGAAAAAUUAGGAGAAUUAUGUGAUAAAUUUUAAUUAACUUAAAUGGCUCUUUCUGAUGAUUUGUCAUAUCAUUUUAAAUAUUUUGAUGUUUUAAGAGGUUUAGCUGCCAAAAUAUUAGAUAAUGGAAACGGAUAUAUAGAAAGAUAAAAAUUUUCUGAAUGGUGGUUAAAACCUUUAGAUAAAUAUCCUAUUAAUGUAUGA
Messenger RNA from Ichthyophthirius multifiliis, 2163 nucleotides. RefSeq lists its product as hypothetical. The transcript is spliced from 11 exons. The record is from RefSeq and is a predicted model, not a curated record. Lineage: Eukaryota; Ciliophora; Oligohymenophorea; Hymenostomatida.